CUCGUUAACACAACAUUCGCUAAGAAAUAUAUAUUCCCAAAAAUAUAUACCAAUAUAUAUAUAUAUUCCUACAAGUAACUUAUUGCGUUAAGCCAAGAUGCCGCGUCAUAAGAAAACCUUUAAGACCGAUGUGAUCGGCGAUCUGGACCUCAGUCCAGAGGCGGCCAUCGAUGACUAUCGCGUCUCGCGUCAGCAGGAUCAGUUUUUCGUGAAACCGCCCAACUGGGACUCCGCCGGAGAGUCUAUCGAGAUACUCUACAUCACCAAUCUGCGGGAGUAUGAAGCAAUGAAGCAGCUGCAGAGCCAGCUCCUGAGGGAUGCCAAGCGCCAGUCGGCGAUGAAUGUGCACCGUAUCCGCAAGAUGAUCAAAAUCCAGGAUCGCCUACGCAAACGCUUCGUCGAGGUCAAUGGAUUCAUCAAGGAUUGUGCGGACAAGAAGCACAGUGCCGAUAAGAGUAUUCGCGAGGAGACCGUCCAUCACGAGGAGCUAACCACCGAGAUCGAUGUGUUCAAGACCUCCAUUAGUGAGCUGAAUACCUUUCGGAACGACCUCAAGGCAACGGUGGCCAAAUUCCAGCCCUACGAGCAGGUUCUCGAGGAAGUGGUCCAGGUGUCCGAUAUAUUUGUUUCUACAAAGGACUGCAUCGAUCGUUGCGACGCCUUGAUGCUCGCUCAGGUGGAGAUUAAUGCACUGAAAGCCCAGAAGCUAAAUGAAAUCGAGGAGAUGCGGCAACGCAUGGUCCAAAUAACCAGCGAUGCUGCCCUCACCGUCCUGGGUCUCAAAAACGAUCUGGCCCGUCUGGAACGCUCCUAUGUCCACUCACGUGCCAUGUGCCUCAAGUGGGAGAAGUGCCUCAGUGCCUGCAAGGAUGCCCCGGCGAACUAUACCCUGGACAAGGAUCGAAUGAUCGACGGCAUCCUGAUUCUGUACCGCAUACUCUGCAAGCGGCGUGAUUUGGUUCCCUGUCUCCACAGCUACGAGGUGGACCGUAUCCUGAGCUUUGUGAUGCGUGAAAUUAAUCUGCUAUUUCAAGUCCUUCGGAAGCUUGAGGAAGGCAAGAGCGACAAACUUGAAACAAGUCAGAUGUGCUGAAUAUAAUUUCAAUAUUGUUUCACACUUGUUAUGUAAGCAUGAGUAAAAUGCUAAAGAUAUUCUUAGCUAA
Molecule: messenger RNA, 1163 nt
Organism: Drosophila serrata
Lineage: Eukaryota; Metazoa; Arthropoda; Insecta; Diptera; Drosophilidae
Product: coiled-coil domain-containing protein 42 homolog
Source: RefSeq, a predicted model, not a curated record